AUGGCCCCAGUUGCAACGGGAGAGAUGGCGCCAAUGCAUCUACCCGUCUACAAGUCAAGGUCUUCCUCCGUCACUGCCUCUGUCUUGCAUGGCCCAAGGGAUUUGCGAUUGGAAACCAGAACAAUCGAAGAACCAAGCGCUGGAGAGCUGCAGGUUGCCAUCAAGCGCACCGGGAUUUGCGGGUCCGACGUCAGCUAUUACAAGAAGUUCGCCAACGGAGACCUCUGCGCCUGCCAUCCUCUUUCUCUGGGCCAUGAGUCCUCGGGCGAGGUCGUUGCCAUCGGACCCCAGGUCACAGGCUUCAGGCUGGGGGACAGGGUCGCGCUCGAGGUUGGUGUCCCAUGCGGCCAAUGCACCAUCUGCCGCAAGGGCAGGUACAAUCUUUGCAAGAAGAUGAGGUUCCGGUCCAGCGCCAAAAGCGUCCCUCAUUAUCAAGGUACCCUCCAGGAACGCAUCAACCACCCAGCGGCAUGGUGCCACAAGAUACCAGACCACGUCUCUUACGAAGCAGCUGCGCUUCUCGAGCCCCUUUCUGUAGCGAUCCAUGCUGUCAACAGGGCCACGCCCGAACCGGGAUCCACGGCAUUGGUCAUCGGAGCAGGAACCGUUGGUCUCCUGACUGCAGCAAUGGCUCGCCAGGCUGGCUGUGCACAAGUCACCAUCACCGACAUUGAUGCCGGCCGGGUCAACUACGCAGUUGAGAAGGGCUUUGCUACCCACGGCCAUGUCGUCAACAGCAACUCGGGCACGUCGACACCGGCUGACCCGGGAGUGAUGACGCCCGCCAGCAUCUUCUCGGUCCAGAGUGCCCAGAGCAAGUUCGACGGCGCCAAGUCGUUUGCCGCAGAGAUCCUCGCCCUCACCAGGGUCCCAGAAGAGGUCGAAAUGGAUGGCGAGGACGAUGGCGUCGACGUCACGUUUGAGUGCACCGGGAAGGAGGUGUGCAUGCAGACGAGCCUAUACGCCACCAGGCCCGGCGGUAAAGUCAUCAUGGUUGGUAUGGGUACGCCCAUCCAGACGCUCCCACUGUCCGUCGCGCACCUGAGGGAGAUCGACAUCCUCGGUAUCUUCCGGUAUGCCAACACCUACCCAACAGGCGUCCGCCUCCUCUGUGCCAAGGGCAAUAGCGGCCUCCCCUGUCUGGACGACAUGGUCACCCACCGGUUCAAGGGCCUCCACAACGCCUCCAAAGCCUUUGAGCUGGCGAGCCGGACGUUUGACGACGAGGGGAAGCUGGUCCUCAAGGUCGUCAUCGAGGCCUGA
Molecule: messenger RNA, 1263 nt
Organism: Colletotrichum graminicola M1.001
Lineage: Eukaryota; Fungi; Ascomycota; Sordariomycetes; Glomerellales; Glomerellaceae
Product: alcohol dehydrogenase GroES-like domain-containing protein
Exons: 2
Coding region: 1-1263 (420 amino acids)
Biological process (GO): D-sorbitol catabolic process
Molecular function (GO): zinc ion binding; L-iditol 2-dehydrogenase (NAD+) activity
Source: RefSeq, a predicted model, not a curated record